This is a messenger RNA of Ilyonectria robusta, 1650 nucleotides long. RefSeq names its product endoplasmic reticulum mannosyl-oligosaccharide 1,2-alpha-mannosidase. Bases 1 to 1650 code for a protein of 549 amino acids. Gene Ontology annotation, biological process: N-glycan processing; carbohydrate metabolic process. Gene Ontology annotation, molecular function: mannosyl-oligosaccharide 1,2-alpha-mannosidase activity; calcium ion binding. Gene Ontology annotation, cellular component: endoplasmic reticulum; Golgi membrane. Lineage: Eukaryota; Fungi; Ascomycota; Sordariomycetes; Hypocreales; Nectriaceae. The transcript is spliced from 2 exons. The record is from RefSeq and is a predicted model, not a curated record.
AUGAACCAUGAGCCCCCAACAGACGCCGGAUACUCCAAAAGCAGCUUCGACUGGAGCAAGAUCCAGUUCAAGUAUCCUCCUCAGACGACGUCCGCAUUCACACUGCCCAAGACGCGCGCAAAGUCGUUUCCCCGCAUCCAGCACGCGUUUAGGGCGGAAUCUAGCGCCGCCGCUUCAGCUCGCGAAGAGCGUCGCCAGGCGGUUCGCGAUGUUUUCACCAAGGACUGGGCCAACUAUCGCCAAUACGCCUGGAAGAAGGAUGCGCUCAAUCCCAUUUCCGCGACUCCUAAAGACCAGUUCUCGGGCUGGGCGGCGACACUGGUGGACUCUCUCGACACACUCUGGAUCAUGGGCAUGAGGGAGGAAUUCGACGAAGCAGUCUCUGCCGUCGUGCAAAUCGACUUUGGACAAUCCAGCUCCUUCAGAGUCAACAUUUUUGAAACCACCAUUCGGUACUUGGGCGGCCUGUUGUCCGCAUAUGACCUCAGCAAACGCGAUGUCCUGCUCGCCAAGGCGGUUGAGCUCGGAGACAUGCUCUACGCGGGCUUCAACACGCCAAAUCGAAUGCCUGUCGACUUUAUCGAUUUUCAGCAGGCCAAGUCGGGCGAAGGCUUGACGAUUGAAGCUUGGGUCGUGUCUGCGUCUCCAGGAUCUCUGUCAAUGGAAAUGGCACACCUCUCUCAAUUGACAGGCGACAUGAAGUACUACGAUGCCAUCACCGCCGUGAUGCAAGUCUUCCACGAGCAGCAGAGACAGACAAGAUUGCCGGGCCUGUGGCCCUUGUGGGUGUCGAUGAGGAAGCCGGAUGUCAGCUCCAGGGAGGAAUUCACAAUGGGUGGCGGCGCCGACUCUGCCCAUGAGUAUCUCCCCAAGAUGUACGCCCUCCUCGGCGGUUGGGAUCCCAUGUACGAAACCAUGACGCGGGAGUUUAUGAAGGCUGCCGACGAGCACCUCUUUUUCCGGCCCAUGCUUCCCGGCGAGCAAGACAUUCUCAUCUCGGGAAAUGUCAACGUCGACGAUCAUGGAAACAAGUCCUUUGACCCCGAGAGCGAGCACUUGACAUGUUUCAUCGGCGGUACUAUGGCUCUGGGCGGCCAGAUUUUCGGACUGCGCAAAGACGUCGAGACGGGGACAAAGUUGGCCAGAGGUUGUGCGUAUGCGUACAAAGCCUUCCCGUCAGGCAUGAUGCCCGAGAGGUUCAACACGAUAGCCUGCGAUCCUCCGCGCGCAGAAGUAUGCAAGUGGAAUGAAAGUAUCUGGAUCGAUGAGCGCGCCAAGAGACCCGAGUGGAAAGCCCAUAUUCCCAAAGGCUUUACAACAGCCAAGGAUCCGCGAUAUCUCUUGAGGCCCGAGGCCAUCGAGAGUCUCUUUGUGAAUUACCGCAUCACGGGCGAUGCGGAGCUCGUGGAUAUGGCCUGGGACAUGUUCAAGGCAAUUGCCAAAGGAUCGGCGGUUGAGUUCGGCCACGCAGCCGUGAAGGAUGUCACCUUGUCAGUGGAAGACCUCCCAAAGGAAGAUUAUAUGGAAAGUUUCUGGCUUGCCGAGACGCUGAAGUACUUCUAUCUCAUCUUCUCGCCUCCGGAUCUAAUAAGCCUCGACGAUUAUGUUCUAAACACGGAGGCACACCCGUUUAGAAUGCCUGUACCUUGA